CAUGUGCAUGCAAACAUGUCCAGAGCUGGGGUCUACUUGUGGGGUUCUUUGGGACAUGUCCCAGCCAAUGCCUGCUCUGACCAGAGGGUGUAUCCACAUGGUUCAGGUGGUUGAGUAUUUUGCACACCCCCAGCACAUGUAUAACUCAUUCCCCCCAUGUCUCCACAGCCUGACCUCGUACAAGGACCCAAUGCCCAACCCCAGGCCAUCCAAGCCCUUGGCCCCUUCCUUGGUGCUCAGCCCAUCCCCAGGACCCUCACCCAGCUGGAGGGCUAUACCCAAGGCCUCAGACCAGCUGGGGGCCAAGAGCCCGGGGGCAACCUUCCAGGGCCGGGACCUCCGAGGCGGGACCCAUGCCGCCUCCUCCUGCUUGAACCCCAUGCCACCAUCACAGCUGCAGGUGCCUACAGUGCCCCUCGUCAUGGUGGCACCCUCUGGAGCACGGCUGGGUCCCUCGCCCCACUUGCAGGCGCUCCUCCAGGACAGGCCACACUUCAUGCACCAGCUCUCAACAGUGGAUGCCCAUGCCCGGACCCCUGUGCUGCAGGUGCGCCCACUGGACAGCCCAGCUAUGCUCAGCCUCCCACCACCCACCACCGCCACUGGGGUCUUCUCUCUCAAGGCCCGGCCGGGCCUGCCACCUGGGAUCAACGUGGCCAGCCUGGAGUGGGUGUCCAGGGAACCAGCACUGCUCUGCACCUUCCCAAGCCCUGGUGCACCCAGGAAAGACAGGUCAGUGGGCAAGGCUGGGAAAGACCCUUGCCUUGCCAGGCCCUCCUCUAACACUCUCUGUCCCCCCAGCACCCUUUCGACUGUGCCCCAGGGCCCCUACUCACUGCUGGCAAAUGGUGUCUGCAAGUGGCCCGGAUGUGAGAAGGUCUUCGAGGAGCCAGAGGACUUCCUCAAGCACUGCCAGGCAGACCAUCUCCUGGAUGAGAAGGGCAGGGCGCAGUGUCUCCUCCAGAGGGAGGUGGUGCAGUCUCUGGAGCAGCAGCUGGUGCUGGAGAAGGAGAAGCUGGGCGCUAUGCAGGCCCACCUGGCUGGGAAGGUGGCCCUGACCAAGGCUCCAUCCAUGGUAUCAUCUGACAAGGGCUCCUGCUGCAUUGUAGCUGCUGGCACCCCGGGCGCCACCGUUCCAGCCUGGCCCAGCCCCCAGGAGGGCCCCAGUGGCCUAUUUGCUGUGCGGAGGCACCUCUGGGGCAGCCAUGGACAUAGCACUUUCCCAGAAUUCUUCCACAACAUGGACUACUUCAAGUUCCACAACAUGCGGCCCCCGUUCACCUAUGCCACCCUCAUCCGCUGGGCCAUCCUGGAGGCUCCUGAGAAGCAGCGGACACUCAACGAGAUCUAUCACUGGUUUACGCACAUGUUUGCCUUCUUCAGAAACCACCCUGCCACCUGGAAGAAUGCCAUCCGCCACAACCUGAGCUUGCACAAGUGCUUCGUGCGGGUGGAGAGUGAAAAAGGGGCUGUGUGGACCGUGGAUGAGUUUGAGUUCCGCAAGAAGAGAAGCCAGAGGCCUAGCAGGUGUUCCAACCCCCUACCUGGCCCCUGACCCAAAACCAAGGAAAGAAGGAAGGACAGGGGCCAAAAUGCAGGGCAGAAGUGGCCAGGACAGGGGUCAUAGGCCCUGGACAUGUCUGCAGGGACCAAGAAGUAUGUGCACUGUCUUGUCUGUCAGGGACCCUACUACCAAGCUGACUACCCCCUGGAUUAUAUGCUCUGCACCAAGGCUGCUUAGAGGGGCCCCAGCCCUGUAACCCUACCCCAGCCCCCCACAACAGGCUCUCCAGGCAAACUGAGCCUUCACAAUCAACCACACACACAGCCUGCCUCAGUCACUCACAGACAACCUUGGGCUGGAAGAAACACAGAUGGUCACAAUUCUGUCCCUUGGACUCCAUACAAACCCCUAAAUACAAAGAGCUUGUCUCAGUACACUCAGACAACCACAAAUCUGCACAGUCACACAGAUAAUCACACCCAAGUAGUCCUGUCAACCCACAUACCCCGAAGCACGCACACACCCACAGUCAGCCUCGGGGCCCCUAGGUGCAGUGUUACAGGGGAGUGCCUAUACUCCCACCCAGCAGCAGCUUUAGAGCCUUCAGGGUCUCAGGUCCUAGAAAGCCACACAGACACACCAGUCACAUACUGUCUCACGCAGCUCCUCACACAUACACUUGGUCAUACAGCCUAUUAGAAUUCACCUGUACAC
Messenger RNA from Miniopterus natalensis, 2218 nucleotides. It is a transcript of the gene FOXP3, whose product is annotated as forkhead box P3. Gene Ontology annotation, cellular component: nucleus. Gene Ontology annotation, biological process: regulation of transcription by RNA polymerase II. NCBI's taxonomy places the organism in Eukaryota, Metazoa, Chordata, Mammalia, Chiroptera, Miniopteridae. The record is from RefSeq and is a predicted model, not a curated record. Gene Ontology annotation, molecular function: RNA polymerase II cis-regulatory region sequence-specific DNA binding; DNA-binding transcription repressor activity, RNA polymerase II-specific.